Zootoca vivipara (common lizard) is the source of this 5141-nucleotide messenger RNA. The record is from RefSeq and is a predicted model, not a curated record. Lineage: Eukaryota; Metazoa; Chordata; Lepidosauria; Squamata; Lacertidae.
CUGGGUUGGUUUUUUUUGGCAUUCGCUGCUCGUGGCGCGCGCGCGGAGGGGGGCAGGCUGGCUGGUCGCUGCGCAUGCACGUGGAGGUCAGCUGUAGCCAGCCGGCCACCCGCACCCACGCACCCCGCCAUCUUGGCCUCCGCCCGUCCUCUGCCGCCUCUCGGGUGCCCUGGAUGGUUACCAUGGAGAACGAGCAGCUGCCAGCCCCCCCUCCGACCAGCAGCGCCACGGCAGCCACGGCCACCAGCAAUGGACGCCAGGCAGGGCCACAAAUCUCUGUGUAUGGAGGGAUCCCCGAUCGCCAGGCCGUCCAGGUGAUCCAGCAGGCUUUGCACCGCCAGCCCAACACAGCCGCACAAUACCUGCAGCAGAUGUAUGCCGCCCAGCAGCAGCACCUCAUGCUUCAGACGGCAGCCCUGCAGCAGCAGCACCUCAGCAGCACCCAGCUCCAGAGCUUGGCUGCCGUCCAGCAGGCAAGUCUGGCAGCCAACAGGCAGAAUACCUCGUCCAGCAACAAUGGGCCCACGCAGACCCCGCCUCAGCAGUCCACGAUAAACCUGGCGACAUCCCCUGCGGCUGCCCAGCUGAUCAACCGGGCCCAGGGCGUGAACUCGGCAGCCGCCUCUGGCAUAGCCCAGCAAGCCGUACUCCUGGGCAACGCCAGCAGCCCCACCCUGACCGCCAGCCAGGCCCAGAUGUACCUGCGGGCUCAGAUGCUCAUCUUCACGCCCACGGCCACGGUUGCUGCGGUGCAGCCUGAGGGGGCCACCACCACCCAGCCACCCACCACCACAGCUCAGGUACAAAACUCAUCUCUCCGCACCCAGCAGGCAGCCGCUCAGGGGCUGGCUCCCUCCCUGAGCCAGCAGCUCCCCACAUUGGCCAUGAAGCCCACCCCGAGCAACAGCAGCCACUCCACCUCCUCUCCGGCAUCUCAGGGCAAGGCGGCUGGGCAGGCUCCCGGCGGCAAGGCGGGCGUCUCCGAACACGCCCCGGAGCAUCUUAGGAAAGGAGAGGGGGGUGGCGGAGGUGGCAGCAGCAGCAGCGGGGGAGCUGGGAAUCUGGACGGGCGGGGCGGCUCCACAAACCGGACGGUGACCUCCUCCACGACUCACCCGCUGAUUGCCCCAGCGUAUUCCCAGCUACAGACCCACCAGCUGUUGCAACAGCAGAAGCCAAUCCAGCACCAAUUUGUGAUCCAGCAGCAACAUCCGCAUCAACCCCUCCAGCCCAGGCCUCCGCAGCUGCAGGUCCCCCCUCCGCCGACCCCCAGCCUCGGGGCGCCCCCCAGCCUGCAAGCCCAAGGGCCCUUGCAGAACCAGCCCCCCGCUACCGGCCUGCCAGCCUGCCAGGCCCCCAGCCAGCACAAGCCCGCUGCCAGUCAGCCCUUGCAGCAGCACACCCCACAUCCCCCUGGACCCCCAGCACUGGGGGCCCAGAGGCUGGAAAGUGGCUCCCCAGCCAGACCCGCCGGCUGCCCUAACCAUUCUGGCCAGCGCAAGUUCCAGCAUGCCUCGGCCGUCAUCCUGCAACUGCAGCCAGCUGUUGGGACGCCGCCACUCAGCAACCAGGAGAAUUCCAGGAAAGACCCGUUUCCUGCAGAGAAGCCCCCGGCAGAGUCACGGGUUGCCCAGCCCCUACUCCCACCCCAGGGCGCCUUGACGACGCCACCCCUGGCGGCCCCUCCUGAGCAGCAGGCCUCUGAGGGCACUGGGACCACCCCGUCUCACGAGGCCGGCCGGGACAGCCUCCGCCGCACGCCUCCGGACGCCCCCGGCAGCCCCGGCAUGACAUCGGGGAACAACGGCAGCUCUGCCUCCACCGUCGCCGGCACCCCCCAGAACGGUGAGAACAAGCCGCCCCAAGCCAUCGUGAAGCCACAGAUCCUGACCCACGUCAUCGAGGGGUUUGUGAUCCAGGAGGGGGCCGAGCCGUUCCCGCUGUCAGUCCAGCGUCCGCCCUCCCCUCGUCCUGCGGGGCCAAGGCCACCCGGGUCUCCCUGGAAGAAGAGAGGGGGGAGGGGGCUGCCUUCCAAGCUGCCUUUCGUCGACUCCCUUGUCGAAGCACCUCCCUCGCCCAUCUCUCCUUCGCUGGAGGUGGGGCGCUCUUCGCUGCUGGUGGGGAGCCUCAAGCAAAAGUAUGCCCAGGACCUCCUGGCCGAGAAACCCCAGCACCAGGACACCAACACAACCACAACCACCGACUCUGAAAUGGAGGACCCCUAUCUACAAGAAUCCAAAGAUGACGGGUCACCCCCGAAGCUGAAGUGCGAGCUCUGCGGCCGCCUUGACUUUGCCUACAAGUUCAAGCGGUCCAAGCGGUUCUGCUCCAUGGCCUGCGCAAAGAGGUACAACGUGGGUUGCACAAAGCGUGUGGGGCUCUUCCACCCAGACCGCAGCAAGCUUCAGAAGCCCAACACUCCUUCACACGGCCGGCGUCGGACCUGCAAGGGCUCCCUUCCCCCUCUCAGCAAAGAGAACAAGAAACAGGCACCGGUAUCGCUGCCCCCUGGCUCGGGGCCCAUUUCCGUCUCCGGGUCUCUGCAGCUGGCUCACGCGCAGGAGGACUCCAGCCGCUGCUCGGACAACUCCAGCUACGAAGAGCCCCUCUCGCCCCUCUCAGCCAGCUCCUCCGCCUCCCGCCGGCGCCAGGGCGAGCGCGACAUGGAGCUGCCCGAUGUGCACGUCCGAGACCUGGUGGCCAUUGGGCACCACUUCCUGCCCAGCGAGCCCACCAAGUGGAACGUGGAGGACGUCUACGAGUUCAUUCGGUCCUUGCCUGGUUGCCAGGAGAUUGCGGAGGAGUUCCGGGCACAAGAGAUCGACGGCCAGGCCCUGCUGCUCCUGAAGGAGGACCACCUCAUGAGCGCCAUGAACAUCAAACUGGGCCCAGCUCUCAAAAUCUACGCCCGCAUCUGUAUGCUGAAAGACUCCUAGAGGCCUUUAGGCCGGGGCGGGUGGUAGGCCCUGCUGGCAGACGGAUGCUUUCUUUCUCGGAGGCUGGGAGGGGCUGGGAACAAAAUGGACUCCGCUUUCUUCGGCCUCCCAUCCUUCACAAUGCAACUCGAGCACAGAGGCAACACCCCCAGCUUCCCUCGGCGACGGGAGGGGCGCGGAGAGACCCCAAUUUUUUUGGGGGGGUGUCCAUAGGUUAAAGCCGUUGCGGGGCUGUACAUAAAUAUGUAGCAUUAGCUUUCCCCCUGCAGCAAUGGAGAGAGUCGUGCAACCUUGUUUUUUAGUGGUGGGGGCAAGGACCCCCUUCCUCGCCCUGGAAGCUGCUUCUCCUGCGUCCCAGAGACCCCCCCCCCCGGGAUCGGACACACCUACUUGAAACCUCAAAGCCAAACAGGACCAUUGCCUUAAAUUUUUUUGUAGGUGUGUGUGUGUGUGCGUGUGUGGUGCCGGGUAGUGCCCUCUCUGUUUCCUCCUCCCUCCCUGCACCCUUUCUUCUGCUAUAUCUCUUCCAAGGCACAGUGGGGGAAGCAGCUGCCCUAAUAGAUCUCCAGUUCCCGUGGGGGAAUCAUUCAGGAGCAGAAGGGAUCUCCGUCCAGUCUCGCGGGGGUGUAUCGCUCCCCUCUCACUAUUUUGCUUUGGUUUUUUAAAACUUUUUUUUAAAAAAAGGGGAGGAGUAAGUAGCCAACUGCAAGUCGUGCGAACUGGCUGACUGAUGUCCAGGACUACUGGGGAGGCCUCUAUUCUGAUUUGGGACCAGGUCUGCAGCUGCCUUAAAAAUUUAAAUAAAAGGCCCUUUUGUCCCCUGCCACAAGCACCUCACACACACACACACACCCGUUCUCCCCCUCCCAUAAUAUCAAGGCAGGGCAGGAAGAGCCGGCUCUCUCCCUGGAAGAUGGGGCUGGCCUCAGGAUUGUCGAGAGUGGGUGGGCGGGCUUUUUCCUCGGGUGAUCAGGAACUGCAGGGAGUGGGAUUGCAGCUGAGCUGCAUCCCCCCUGCCCCUUUUUAUCGGUUUGUGUGUGGUGGUGCCCCCCCCCCUUCGUGCAGGCCACUCGCCACAGCCUCUUGGGCUGCAAGCAAAAGGACUUUCUACUUUUGGCCUCUCCCUCCUGUUUUUAAUAAACGCCUUUUGGAAUUAAAAAAAAAAAGACGCCAUGUAUUUACAAGGCUUUGUUGCUAUGGGGCUGAGUGGUUGGGGGCAGGUCCCGGGACAAUUUCGCUCCCCGGGGCGGAGAACAUUCAGCUGGACUCUCCAGAUGAAUCAUAACGUCAAAACCAUGGAGAAAUAGGUUUUCUCACUCUCUCCCAAGAUGAGAACUCGCAAGGUGAAAGAAAGGUCGUCUUCAUGCAGCACAGAGUGAAACUGUGGAACUCGCUGCCACAGGAAGCGGUGACGGCCACCGGCUUGGAUGCCUUCAAGAGAGGAUUGGAAAAAAUUCAGAGGCAGCUGUGCUUCUGAAUAGCUGUUGCUGGAAGCCAGGGAAGGGGAGAGGGCUCCUGUUCAAGAUCCUGCUUGCAGGUUUGCCACAGGGAUGUGGUUGCCUGCUGUUGAGAGGAUGCUGGCCUGAUCCAGCUGGAUUUGCCUUGUGUUGGCAAGACAGCAUCCUCCUCCUCCUCAGGGCAGCAGUCUCUCUUAAGGGGCACUGGGGGAUGUUGUGCCUAACUCUGCCCUCCAGCGCCUGCUCCCUCGGGGUUGGGGAGUCUCAUUGGCUUAUAAUGCAAUUGGAAUGAGGUGGUUCCUAAACUUCGUAUUUAUCACAUUUUCAUCCCUUUCUCUCUCUCCCAAGAAGCUCAAGGUGAUGUACAUGUUUUUUCUGCCCUCACAAGAGGUAAGAGGCUGAGAGAUGGCGAGUGGCUCAAUGUCACCCGUGAGCUUCAUGGCAGAGCCAGGAAUCUGGUUACCAGGCAGAUGCAUGGCUGAAAUGAGUUCUUCCUAGAGCAGAAGUUUGGGGCUUGGUAUUCUGAUGUUUGCAAAAUGCAUCCCAUGCCCUCUCACUUCUCCAGAGUGACUUUCCUUCCAUCUGCCACCACCUCUGGUACAGAGAGGCUUUUCGUCAGUCGCUCAAGCGUAAUUUCUGUCACCUCAGAAUGCUGGGAAUUUAAGACUCUUGUUUCAGCAGUGGCUAGCAACCAGGAUGGCUACUUUUCCCACCUUCGGAGGCAGUUCCUGAUUCCCAGGAACUGCCU